AUGUCCAUCCCCAACCGCAAAGUCGUCAUCACCGCCUACGGCUCCCCCUCCACCGCCCUCCAAAUCGUCACCGAACAACUUCCCCCUCCGCCCAAGAACCACGUCCAGGUCAAGAUCUUUUACGCCGGCUUCUCUGGCGCAGACGUCAACAUGCGCCUCGGCGUCUACCCGCUCCAGCGCUCCGCCCCCCUGACCCCCGGCUACUGCUUCUCCGGCCGCGUCUCCGUCAACGGGCCCGGCUGCUCAAAGUUCAAAGAGGGAGACAUGGUCGUCGCCAUGACCAAGUACGACGCCGAUGCCGAGUUCAUCAACAUCGAGGAGAAGCAUCUCGUCGCCAUCCCCGACGGCGUCGACCUCCAGCAGGCCGCCGCUCUGGCCCUCGACUGGACCACGGCCUACGGAAUGGUGCAUCGCAGCGCAAAGGUCUCCGCCGGCCAGCGCGUCUUCAUCCAUGGCAUCAGCGGUGCCGUCGGCCAAGGCCUCAUGUACCUCUGUCUCCUCCAGGGCGCGACCGUGUACGGCACCGCUGCCGAGCGCAACCACGAGGCUCUCAAGGAAGCGGGCGCUCACCCCUUUGUCUACACCAACAAGGACUGGAUCAAGGCCAUGAAGGAGAUUGGGGGUGUUCACGCCGUCUUUGACGCCCUCGGCUUCGAGAGCUUCGACGAGUCGUACUCGAUCCUGACGCUCGAGGAGCCCAGCAUCCUCGUCGCCUACGGGAACAACCUCUCCUCUCUCACCGACGACGGAAAGCCGCGCUCUCCUUUUCCCGCAAUGAUCAAGAUGCUCUCCAAGUCGCUCAAGGUCGGAUGCAACAGGUCAACCACCUUCUUCGGCAUCACCCGCAACCAGAAGACGUAUCAGCCUGAACUGCGCACGCUGCUCGACAUGGUCAAGGACGGCACCAUUCGCGUGCCCAUCAAGGCCAUCUGGGACUUUGACGACAUCAAGAAGGCGCAUGAGGCGUGGGGGAAGGGCGCGGGCAUGGGGUCGCCGCUGAUUCGCAUUGCGUCUGAGGCUUGA
Trichoderma reesei QM6a is the source of this 1023-nucleotide messenger RNA. RefSeq lists its product as uncharacterized. The record is from RefSeq and is a predicted model, not a curated record. Lineage: Eukaryota; Fungi; Ascomycota; Sordariomycetes; Hypocreales; Hypocreaceae. The transcript has a single exon. Gene Ontology annotation, cellular component: mitochondrion. Gene Ontology annotation, molecular function: oxidoreductase activity. Bases 1 to 1023 code for a protein of 340 amino acids.